GAGUCACUGAGCCAUGUGCUCAUAAAUGAUGACACUGCCUUUCUGCUACCUAAGGAAAUGAGGAAGUGACGGAAGAUGGAAAUUUAAGGGAAGUCGAUGAGAGAAACAAAAUGUUAUGAUUUAGACAAAUCGAGGGCAGUGAGCGUCUGGCUCCGCUCAGGAGGGCACUGGCAUUUGGCGGUGACCAGGGAGGGAGCCCUCAGGCAGGACCAUGUGGCUGCUCCCACCAAUGCUCCUCCUCAUCGUCCCAGGCUCAUCAAUCGACAUCUCGGGUCCAGAAGCAGUGAGAGGUCUGGAGCGGGGAUUGCUGACUGUGCAGUGUCACUAUGACCCAGGGUGGAAGGCAUACCUGAAGUGGUGGUGUCGAGGGGCUGUUUGGAGCAGUUGCAAGAUCCUUGUUAAAACCAAUGAAUCUGCAUUUGGGGUGAAGGAGCGUGUGUCCAUCUGGGAUGAUCAGAAAAACCGCACAUUCACUGUGACCACGAUGGAUCUCAGGCGAGAAGAUACAGACACUUACUGGUGUGGGAUUGAGAGAACUGGAACUGACGCUGGGUUCCCUGUUAGAGUGACCGUUGACCCAGGCUCAUCAGUUGACAUCUCGGGUCCAGAAGCAGUGAGAGGUCUGGAGCAGGGAUCGCUGACUGUGCAGUGUCAGUAUAAACCAGGGUGGGAGGCCUCCAGGAAGUGGUGGUGUCGAGGGGCUGAAUCCGGCAGCUGCAAGAUCCUUGUUAAAACCAAUGAAUCUGCAUUUGGGGUGAAGGAGCGUGUGUCCAUCAGGGACGAUCAGACAAACCACAUGUUCACUGUGACCAUGAAGGAGCUCAGGGGAGAAGAUACAGACACUUACUGGUGUGGGAUUGAGAGAACUGGAACUGACCCUAGAGUCCCUGUUAGAGUGACCGUUGACCCAGGUAAGAGCAAGUGCAUGUGUGUCUGUGUCCUUUCAGGGCCUGCUCUGCCCUGGUCCCUGAGGUCCCUCUCCAGUGACUGA
Pipistrellus kuhlii (Kuhl's pipistrelle) is the source of this 991-nucleotide messenger RNA. Its product is annotated as CMRF35-like molecule 5. The transcript is spliced from 3 exons. NCBI's taxonomy places the organism in Eukaryota, Metazoa, Chordata, Mammalia, Chiroptera, Vespertilionidae. Bases 212 to 991 code for a protein of 259 amino acids. The record is from RefSeq and is a predicted model, not a curated record. Gene Ontology annotation, molecular function: transmembrane signaling receptor activity. Gene Ontology annotation, cellular component: plasma membrane.